Molecule: messenger RNA, 2547 nt
Organism: Python bivittatus (Burmese python)
Lineage: Eukaryota; Metazoa; Chordata; Lepidosauria; Squamata; Pythonidae
Source: RefSeq, a predicted model, not a curated record
ACAUGCCGCCCGUCUCACCGGAUAAGAAUACAUCUUGAAAUCCAACCCUUUAAAACCUGGAGCUUCUGCACUCCGACGCCUUGUGAAAUGUUCACGUCUCUAAUACUUUGAUGUUUGCUCUCAGGCGCAUGCACUGAAAACGGCCAAAGGAUUAAAGUCGAGACGCGACUGGAAACGAUUCUUAAGAUACGGUUGGCUUUACAGAAAACAGGGGGACAUCCUUCGGGUCUCUUGCUUGAACUUUCCUUGGCAACAUGAACGCUGGCAGCCCGUCGCCAAAAGGGCUGACCGAAGCCCACCGACGCUACUCUUUCCUGGAAACAGCAUCGGAAGGGCUGUCCCAGAACGAAUCGGAUUCGGAAAGCCUGGCUCAGGAGGCCCGGUAUCAGUGGGAGCUGCAGAAACGGAUCCACAAAAACCAAGAACGGGUCAGUCGGGCCUGUCGGGAACAGGCGGACGAGAGCAUGGAGGAGGACAGUCUGGAAGAAACGUCACACUUGAGCGAAGAAGGAGGGUCCGAUGGGGAAGAAACACGGAGGCCAAGGGGAGGCCAGGAUGGAGGAGGGAAUCCAGAAAAUGCAAGCCCUAAUGAGGAAAUUACGGACAAGUAUUCUGACCUGCGCUAUGAUCCCAACUGGAAGGAUAGUGAAAAAGGAAGAAGCUUUCUUGAGUUAGAAGAAUCGCAUCAGGAGGAGUGCAAAAGCUCUAGCUUCACUUCCCUUGAGUUGGCCUGCCAUCCUUCCCAGGGGUUCGUAUCCAGAAACUGCCAGUUACAGGAAAGACCCCAAAAUAUACCAUCAGUAAUCGCUAGAGAAUUCUGGAUCCCUUGUGAUGAACCUGCAGAUGGCUGGGGUGGCUCUUUCAGGCUGGAUAAGAAAGGAAGAGAACCAGAGAUUGUCUACCAUUAUAACAGCAAUGACAGUUUGACCAGCAGUGGCUCCAGGAUUCAGUUAAAAGUACCAAAGCCAAGAUCUGAAAAAGACUUUAUUGAAAAGAACAAACUCACUUUGGGUUUAGCAGCCCACCAGAACAAUUCUUACCUUCGGCUGCAUGGUAAAAAGCAGAGAGAAGGGUCUCAAGAGAAGGCUCACCAGUCUGCAAGGUCUCUGACGGAUGGAAUGAAGUCAGGGCAAACUGCAUCCUUGAGAGAAGCCCCCUUAAGCGAGAGUUCCAUCCAACAUCCCUUAGGAACCCAAGUGGAACUAAGAAGGCAUCUGAGCGGUGAUAACUCCAGUGAAGACAGCCCGUUCUCUGCCCAAGCACCAUACCUUCCUCAGCACCAUGCCAAGAAAAAUUCCAAGAAUUUAACCUUUGCUAGGAAGCCUCUUCAGCAGAGCUCAUUCCACAACUUUCCAGGGCUUCUUUCACCAUGUGCUGGUGAAAAGAAGAAGUGCCAACACAGCCUUGAAAACAUCUCUGGACCCCAUCACCCAUAUUCCUACAGGUGUACCGUUUCAGAGCCUCAGCCUUUCACCCAUCAUGGCAAACACUGGAAUGCAUUAGGGCACAAGGGUGUUUCAUAUGCGUACAACGGUGGCCAGCAAGAGCCGGUAAACGGAGCAGUUUCAUCUUGCAAACCUUGGCACAUUUAUACAGAAGAGAUCCCUAACAACUAUGCUUUUCAUUACUCAGGGCCACCUCAGCCACUUGCUCCUCACCCGAUAAACAGAACCCUAUCUCCAACGGCACGGCUCAUCCAGGCAAUAGAGCAGCAGCAUCGUGAAAUCUCUCAGCUGGCAGAUGACCACCUUGCUAGGAAUCAGGUGGCCAGCAUGUUUCCACCCAUAAUCCAGAGAGGGGAGAGCGACUCGCAGCUCCAUCUGGAGAGCUGCGAAGAGACCCAACCCGUUCUCAGCCGCAGCAAUUCUGAAGGCUACUUGCUUCAGAUGGAAAAGCAAAAGGAAAGGAAAGAAAAAGAGAACCGGAAGGGCUCUAGGGCAAAAGGUUACAUGAAGAUGGAUGUGAGGCUUGGAGGCCUUGGACCUGACUAUGAAACCAUCAAAGAAAAAUCAGAAAAGAUGAAGCACCAAAAGGUUUAUGCCAAGCAAGUAAACGAACAGAAUCUGAAGAAUAUCGCAAGUACACGGAAACGUCAGCCAAAAACGGAGAACAAAUCAGUGGUGUCAAGGCAGAAGGCCCUUGAGUAUGCCAAGACAAUUCCCAAGCCCAGACUCUUUGUCUCAAGACCGUCAGAACAAGAGACCAAAGAGGAGAAAAACCUGGCGCGCACUUUAAACGGAGAGAACCUUCCUCCAAUCUCCUCUCUAGAAUCGCUGAAAAACAGGCAUGAAAAGGAGAAGCAGGUGGUCGCUGCAUUCAAAACACUCCAUAUUGUCUGAUGAGCCCAUCCCCAGAGGGACCAUCAGCCUUCGCGGGAGCAGGGCUACUGAGCUCUUCCACUCAUCCAUUCUCUUCUUGCCAUGUUCACUUGGGGUCCUAAAGGACUAGCGUACAAUUAUGAGUUUGAUGAACUUCUUUUAGAUCUGGGACGUUUUCCAUAAGUUGCAUUCAGCCUUACUUAUUUUUGUUGGAUUUUAUUGUUGAUAA